This is a messenger RNA of Amoebophrya sp. A25, 684 nucleotides long. Lineage: Eukaryota; Dinophyceae; Syndiniales; Amoebophryaceae. The record is from the annotation of a GenBank genome assembly.
ACAAACUACACAACUAUCCUGCCACCAGCACCCUUGCACCCUGCUCACGUUUGGACAACCUUGCGUGUGUUCGCGUUGAUUUGGUUUGGAAUCUACGACACUUUCUUCAGUCAUGGCCUAGAUUACAUCGUGCAAAAAAUUGCAGAUCCAGAUGGCAGUCUGCUGCCACUCUACGACGUGUCCACGCGCAAUGGAAUAGCUGCUGUGUGGAUGGUUAAGGCAAGAAUUGUAACUAAUACUAGCUCUCCGCAAGAAUCAAUUGAUCAGGGACAGGGAGCACUUCUAAAUCCACAGUAAUAGCUGUUAUUUGAUGCUAAAUAAAAGUCACCUGGACGCUGACAAGAUGUGGGCAAGGGCAAGGGCAAUCUGAUACAAGGAAGGUCACGGCUCUAACACCACGUUUUGCAGUCUGGUUUGGGCGAUGAAUGGACCACUUGACUUCCCUACCUUCUGGGGCAAAGAAGUCGAAAAAAUAGAAUAGCGACGAGAGACCCAAAAAUAUGAGUGUGAUGAAGCUUCCUUGAACUUGAAAAAUUUUGCAGACGUAUUUUGCAGAUGCAUUCGUUGCCUUUUGCUAAAAAUUUUCCGAUGUCGAUUACAUUACAUUACAAGUUUUUCGAUGAAAGUUUCCAAUGUCGAUGUUCUGGACAAUCAAGAAGAAGAGUCAGAAUCUCAAUUGAUGCA